GCCACAGCCCUGCCGCGAUGGAGCGGGCGGCGGGCGAGGGCCGGCCCCUGCUGCCGGCGGCGGGGGGCUCCGCCGGGCUCUCCUCGCCCGGGCUCUCCUCCGCCGGCGCCGUCUUCAUCCUGCUCAAGUCUGCGCUGGGCGCGGGUCUGCUGAGCUUCCCCUGGGCCUUCGGUAGGGCCGGCGGGGCCGUUCCCGCCCUCCUGGUGGAGCUGGGCUCGCUGGUGUUCCUGGUGAGCGGGCUGGCCGUGCUGGGCUAUGCCGCGGCCCUCAGCGCCCAGCCCACCUACCAGGGCGUGGUGCGGGCCGUGUGCGGGGCGGCCGUGGGGAAGCUCUGCGAGGUCUGCUUCCUCCUCAACCUCUUCAUGAUCUCCGUGGCCCUCCUCAGGGUGGUGGGUGACCAGCUGGAGAAACUGUGUGACUCCCUGUACCCCAACGGGACACUGAGUGGGGUCCCUCAGCUGCCCCCCUGGUACGUGGACCAGCGCUUCACCCUCUCAGCUCUCUGUGUCCUCGUCAUCUUCCCACUCUCUGUCCCCAGGGAGAUCGGCUUCCAGAAGUACUCCAGCAUCCUGGGCACGCUGGCUGCCUGCUACCUCACUCUGGUUGUCAUCCUGCAAUACUACCUGCAGGCAGAGAGCCUGCGUUUGACCGAGCCACCCCAGCCCUCCAGGUCCUCGUCCUGGACCUCCAUCUUCAGUGUCAUUCCCACCAUCUGCUUUGGCUUCCAGUGCCACGAGGCAUGUGUGGCCAUCUACAGCAGCAUGCGCAACCAGAGCUUCUCCCACUGGGUCACCGUCUCUGUGCUCUCCAUGCUCAUUUGCCUGCUCAUCUACUCCCUCACUGGGCUCUAUGGCUACCUGACCUUUGGCGAGACCGUGGCGUCCGAUGUCCUGAUGUCCUACCCAGGGAAUGACCCGCUUGUCAUCGUCGCCCGCCUGCUCUUUGGCGUCUCCAUCGUCACCAUUUACCCCAUUGUGGUGCUGCUGGGCAGGUCCGUGGUGAAGGACCUGUGGGCAGCCCCGAAGCGCGGGGCCGUGGCGGUGUCUGAGGCACACGAGCGGCGGGGCCGGGUGGCACUGACAGUCACCUGGAUGGCUGCCACGCUGGGCAUCGCCCUCUUUGUCCCCGACAUCGGCAAAGUCAUCGAGCUCAUCGGGGGCAUCAGCGCCUUCUUCAUCUUCAUCUUCCCAGGGCUGUGCCUCGUGUGUGUGACUGCGACCCGCAGCCUUGGGCCACGCAAAAAGAGAGGGGACGACACGAGCUGGGACAAUGGAGACUGCGAGGGGACAGUCCCAGCCUGCCCGGGACAGUCUGGGAAGGAGCACGGUGCUGAGGACCCUGCAGCAGAGCAGCAGCAGGGUUUGGGGGCUGCUCUCAUCGCCUGGGGUGUUCUCUCCGUGCUCGGCGGCGCCUUUGUCUGCGGGCAGAGCGCUGCCCUGGCCGUGCUGGGGCUGCUGCACUGAGGGACCACGGAGCCCCCUGUGACCUCACCGUGACCGCCAGCGUCCUGCCCUGCAUAGAGGCCCCAACACAGCCACACCACUGGAUCCCAUGGCGGUUUUAUUUGGCAUCACCGUCCCCGUUGUACAGUGGCUAAUAAAGACAGGAGAGGGAAUUGGCAAAGGUCCUGUGCCACACACCCUGAGGGACCCCCACGCAUGGAGGGGUGGGUGUGAGAUUGGCACAGAUGGACAGACACACAGACAAAGUACAGACCCCAGGAGGGAGGGGAGGCAGCCACCCUCAUGCCUACAAGGCACCAGCUGCAAGUGUGCACAUGCAAAGGA
Camarhynchus parvulus is the source of this 1787-nucleotide messenger RNA. RefSeq names its product solute carrier family 38 member 8 (gene SLC38A8). Gene Ontology annotation, molecular function: amino acid transmembrane transporter activity. The record is from RefSeq and is a predicted model, not a curated record. The transcript has 11 exons. Lineage: Eukaryota; Metazoa; Chordata; Aves; Passeriformes; Thraupidae. The coding region runs from base 18 to 1463 and encodes 481 amino acids. Gene Ontology annotation, biological process: amino acid transmembrane transport.